Pan troglodytes (chimpanzee) is the source of this 1593-nucleotide messenger RNA. RefSeq names its product fucosyltransferase 4 (gene FUT4). Gene Ontology annotation, molecular function: alpha-(1->3)-fucosyltransferase activity. Gene Ontology annotation, cellular component: membrane. The record is from RefSeq and is marked provisional. Bases 1 to 1593 code for a protein of 530 amino acids. NCBI's taxonomy places the organism in Eukaryota, Metazoa, Chordata, Mammalia, Primates, Hominidae. The transcript has a single exon.
AUGAGGCGCUUGUGGGGCGCGGCCCGGAAGCCCUCGGGCGCGGGCUGGGAGAAGGAGUGGGCGGAGGCGCCGCAGGAGGCUCCCGGGGCCUGGUCGGGCCGGCUGGGCCCCGGGCGCAGUGGAAGAAAGGGACGGGCGGUGCCCGGUUGGGCGUCCUGGCCAGCUCACCUUGCCCUGGCGGCUCGCCCCGCCCGGCACUUGGGAGGAGCAGGGCAGGGCCCGCGGCCUUUGGAUUCUGGGACCGCCCCCUUCCAUUCCCGGGCCAGCGGCGAGCGGCAGCGACGGCUGGAGCCGCAGCUACAGCAUGAGAGCCGGUGCCGCUCCUCCACGCCUGCGGACGCGUGGCGAGCGGAGGCAGCGCUGCCUGUUCGCGCCAUGGGGGCACCGUGGGGCUCGCCGACGGCGGCGGCGGGCGGGCGGCGCAGGUGGCGCCGAGGCCGGGGGCUGCCAUGGACCGUCUGUGUGCUGGCGGCCGCCGGCUUGACGUGUACGGCGCUGAUCACCUACGCUUGCUGGGGGCAGCUGCCGCCGCUGCCCUGGGCGUCGCCAACCCCGUCGCGACCGGUGGGCGUGCUGCUGUGGUGGGAGCCCUUCGCGGGGCGCCACAGCGCCCCGAGGCCGCCCCCUGACUGCCGGCUGCGCUUCAACAUUAGCGGCUGCCGCCUGCUCACCGACCGCGCGUCCUACGGAGAGGCUCAGGCCGUGCUUUUCCACCACCGCGACCUCGUGAAGGGGCCCCCCGACUGGCCCCCGCCCUGGGGCGUCCAGGCGCACACUGCCGAGGAGGUGGAUCUGCGCGUGUUGGACUACGAGGAGGCAGCGGCGGCGGCAGAAGCCCUGGCGACCUCCAGCCCCAGGCCCCCGGGCCAGCGCUGGGUUUGGAUGAACUUCGAGUCGCCCUCGCACUCCCCGGGGCUGCGAAGCCUGGCAAGUAACCUCUUCAACUGGACGCUCUCCUACCGGGCGGACUCGGACGUCUUUGUGCCUUAUGGCUACCUCUACCCCAGAAGCCACCCCGGCGACCCGCCGUCAGGCCUGGCCCCGCCACUGUCCAGGAAACAGGGGCUGGUGGCAUGGGUGGUGAGCCACUGGGACGAGCGCCAGGCCCGGGUCCGCUACUACCACCAACUGAGCCAACAUGUGACCGUGGACGUGUUCGGCCGGGGCGGGCCGGGGCAGCCGGUGCCCGAAAUUGGGCUCCUGCACACAGUGGCCCGCUACAAGUUCUACCUGGCUUUCGAGAACUCGCAGCACCUGGAUUAUAUCACCGAGAAGCUCUGGCGCAACGCGUUGCUCGCUGGGGCGGUGCCGGUGGUGCUGGGCCCAGACCGUGCCAACUACGAGCGCUUUGUGCCCCGCGGCGCCUUCAUCCACGUGGACGACUUCCCAAGUGCCUCCUCCCUGGCCUCGUACCUGCUUUUCCUCGACCGCAACCCCGCGGUCUAUCGCCGCUACUUCCACUGGCGCCGGAGCUACGCUGUCCACAUCACCUCCUUCUGGGACGAGCCUUGGUGCCGGGUGUGCCAGGCUGUACAGAGGGCUGGGGACCGGCCCAAGAGCAUACGGAACUUGGCCAGCUGGUUCGAGCGGUGA